This is a messenger RNA of Seminavis robusta, 1452 nucleotides long. The record is from the annotation of a GenBank genome assembly. Lineage: Eukaryota; Bacillariophyta; Bacillariophyceae; Naviculales; Naviculaceae.
AUGUCGUCCAAGCAAUGCCUUUGGUUGACCGUCAAGGCCACCACUAGUAGGAUAGCAAGGCGGCGGGCACCACUUGUAGGCUCUCUGUUUGGCAGCCAUCAUGUCAGUGUCGGGGGAACAUCAUCUGUUUGGGGUGAAUUUCUUCAUGCUGAACGGAACGGUUGGAGCCAAUACCGUUCGUUGUCCUCUUCAUCCUCCCAAGCCAACUUUAGCAGUGCGGAGGAGGAGCUGACGGAUGCUUCUGCUGUUUCUACGGGCAACAAAUUUGCUCCAUCUUUUACUUCCGCCAUGAGGUCCAUGGUCAAACCUUUCUUUAUGAAAGUCCAUCCAGAUACUCAGACCUCACCGACGGCCAAACAGGUCAACUUGGUGGCCAUUCAGAAUCUCAAUGCCUUUUUGGAUUCCGUCCAAGCCAAAUUGAAACCCGGGGCUAGGCUACAACGAAAUGAAACAACCAUCUUUCAUGUGGAUUUCUGUGUCAUGAUGGAAGAACGGGUGCGAGGCAAAAAGGAAGAAAUUCUGUGCCGGCGAACCGUCGAGUUAUCACUACCAAGGAAACAAGUCUUGGAAGCCAUUGUGAUGGCACCUACUACUACUACUACUAGAAACAACAACAAAGAUAAGGCUCGCCAUGCAUUUCAAGGACACGUGGAAAGUCAACUGAUCAAAUUGCUUCAUGUCGCUGGACUGACGGCUCCCAAUUCCAAACCAUAUCAAGAACAGACUACGCUGGAAGAGGAUAUUCAACAUGCAUGGAGCAAAGCUGUUCAAGAGGGUGAAGAUCCCAGUAGUCAUAUUUCCCAUGCCAAAAUACGAUUUGCAAGGCAACAAAAGUACGAACGCAAUCGAGAUGAAUUUGUUUCCAAAAUUGAUUGGAACCGGUACGAGGAAAUAUACAAGGAAACUGUGAGAGAUGUACAUGCCGAUAUGGCCACGGACGGAUUGAUUCGAGACGAUCCACAACGACGCAUGGCACAUAUUGCAGAGAUUCUUUCCAAGGUUCGUGUGGCAGAAGAAGAAGAAAAAGAGCAACAACCAACAAAUGAUGAUGAUAAAGUGGAGGGUGUGGAUCCCAUCAUGCAGCUUGUGGCCAUUCGGAGAUUGUCAUUGUUGCUGGAUGAACACUUUGAUGACCUGCAAUUGGAAAAUCUUGGCAGAAUGUGGGAAUCUACAGUCAUUACGUUGAUGCCGGCAAGAAGUUUCAACACUGCUGCCACUGCACUCUACAAACGACGGAAACGUCAAACCAAAGGAGAUGUAAUGGCCAAUGAUGGAUUCGCCAUUGCCCUGCACCAUGACAACAGUGUCACAAUUCACAUACCAGUUGAUUUUAGGGACGAAGAGCUCUUGUCACACUUGAGACGUCAUGUCAAGGAUUAUGCAAGCUUGAUGUCCUUAGGAUUGGAUGACUUCUUUCCUCGAUCUGCUUCCAAUGCCAAUGAAUUUCUGUAA